AUGCGGCGAACGCUGCUCCCCCUGCUCCCUCCACCCGCCGGCGGCAAACAGGCGCCCGAUGUUGACGAAUGUGUUGAUGGGACUGACAACUGCCACAUUGAUGCCAUCUGCCAGAACACUCCCAAAUCAUACAAGUGCAUCUGCAAAUCUGGCUAUACCGGGGAUGGGAAACACUGCAAAGAUGUUGAUGAAUGUGAGCGUGAUGACAAUGCUGGCUGUGUCCAUGAAUGUGUCAAUAUUCCAGGGAAUUAUCGAUGUACCUGCUAUGAUGGCUUCCGACUGGCACAUGAUGGCCAUAACUGCCUUGAUGUGGAUGAGUGUGCGGAGGGGAAUGGUGGCUGCCAGCAGACCUGUGUCAACAUGAUGGGGAGCUAUGAGUGCCACUGCCGUGAUGGAUUUUUCCUGAGUGAUAACCAGCAUACCUGCAUCCAGCGCCCAGAAGAAGGAAUGAACUGUAUGAACAAGAACCAUGGUUGUGCUCACAUCUGUCGGGAGACCCCCAAAGGUGGGAUUGCCUGUGAAUGCAGACCUGGCUUUGAGCUCACCAAGAACCAACGAGACUGCAAGUUAACCUGUAACUAUGGUAACGGAGGAUGUCAGCACACUUGUGAUGAUACAGAUCAAGGACCAAAGUGUGGUUGCCAUGUCAAGUUUAUACUACAUUCUGAUGGGAAGACAUGCAUAGAGACUUGUGCUGUCAACAAUGGAGGCUGUGACAGUAAAUGCCAUGAUGCAGCUACUGGUGUGCACUGUAGCUGCCCAAUGGGAUUCAUGCUGCAACCUGACAGGAAAACAUGUAAAGAUAUUGAUGAAUGCCGGUUGAACAAUGGUGGCUGUGACCACAUCUGCAGAAACACAGUGGGAAGUUUUGAGUGCAGUUGUAAAAAGGGAUAUAAGCUAUUGAUAAAUGAAAGGACCUGUCAAGAUAUCGAUGAAUGUUCCUUUGAUAGAACGUGUGACCACAUCUGCAUAAACACACCAGGGAGCUUCCAGUGCCUGUGUCACAAAGGCUAUACGCUGUAUGGGCUUACCCACUGUGGAGACAUUGAUGAAUGUAGCAUCAACCGAGGAGGUUGCAAGUUUGGCUGUAUAAACACCCCUGGCAGCUAUGAAUGUACCUGCCCUGCUGGCUGCAAACUCCACUGGAAUAAAAAGGAUUGUAUAGAGCUAGUAAUAUGUUUGGAUGGUGCACUAUCUCCCCGGGCCACACUUACCUGCAACAAGAAUGGGAAGAAGGAUAGCUGCUCUCUCACCUGUGCCCCCAAGGCUCGUUUUCUGCCAGAGUCUGACAACAGCUAUACAGUGAGCUGUGGGACUCCAGUUCUGCGACAGGGAAUUCCACAAAGGUCCAGUAAUGGCAGUUAUCCCUGUGUUGAGACUGUCGCUGCACCAAUCAAACAAAAGACUUCCUUCAAGAUCAAGGAUGCCAAAUGCCACCUGCACCCACGGAUUAAAGGCAAGCAGGAUGAGAUGGGCAGAAAUGGUGCCCCAGCUGGGGCAACCCCAUGCUCAGAUUGCCAGGUGACUUUUGUGAACCUAAAGUGCGACUCGUCAAAGAAAGGCAAAGGACGCCGGGCUCGCAACUCUCCUAACAAGGAGGUGACUCGCAUCACACUGGAGUUUGAAGCUGAAAUCAAACCUGAAGAGAUCACAGCCAGCUGCAAUCUGAACUGCGUGCGACAGAAGGUGGAGAAAAAACUGAAGUCAGCAAUCAAAGCCCUGAAGAAAUCUAUCAACCAGGAAAGGUUCCUGAUCCGCUUUUCAGGAAUGGAGUAUGAAUUGGCCCGGAAACUGAGCUUGGCUUCUGAGAGGCAGGAAAGUUGUGGGCCAGGACAACAGAGACUGGGAUCCAAGUGUGUUAGCUGCCUGCAAGGAACAUAUUACCACGGCCAGAUGGAACAGUGCAUCCCUUGCCCUCCAGGGACCUACCAGGAGAAAGAAGGCCAGCUCUCCUGUGACCUUUGCCCUGGAAGUGAUGCUUAUGGGCCAGCUGGAGCAACAAAUAUAAGCAGUUGUGCAGGUCAAUGUCCCCCUGGCCAGUACUCUGUGGAUGGCUUCAAACCGUGCCAGCUCUGUCCACGUGGCACCUACCAGCCAGAAGCUGGGCGAGCUUUGUGCUUCCACUGUGGUGGAGGGCUGACCACCAAACAUGAGGGAGCAUUUUCCUUCCAGGACUGUGACACUAAAGUUCAGUGCUCCCCAGGCCAUUACUAUAAUACCAGUGUCCAUCGCUGCAUCCGUUGUGCUGUAGGCACCUACCAACCAGACUUCCGCCAAAACUACUGCAUUACAUGCCCUGGGAAUACCACCACAGACUUCGAUGGCUCGACCUCAGUAUCACAAUGCAAAAAUCGUCAGUGUGGAGGGGAGCUGGGUGAAUAUACUGGUUAUAUUGAGUCUCCCAACUAUCCUGGCAACUACCCUGCAAAUGUGGAAUGCACAUGGAAUAUCAACCCACCACCAAAGCGCAAGAUCCUAAUUGUGGUGCCUGAAAUCUUCCUGCCAUCUGAAGAUGAAUGUGGGGAUGUCCUAGUCAUGCGGAAAAACUCCUCUCCCUCCUCCAUCACCACAUAUGAGACAUGCCAGACUUAUGAGAGGCCUAUAGCUUUCACUGCAAGGUCCCGAAAGCUGUGGAUCAACUUCAAAACUAGUGAAGCCAACAGCGCCCGAGGCUUCCAGAUCCCCUAUGUCACGUAUGAUGAGGAUUAUGAACAGCUGGUGGAGGACAUUGUACGGGAUGGCAGGCUAUAUGCAUCUGAAAAUCAUCAGGAAAUACUGAAGGACAAGAAGCUGAUCAAGGCUUUCUUUGAUGUGCUGGCUCACCCACAAAACUAUUUUAAGUACACAGAGAAGCACAAGGAGAUGCUGCCACGUUCGUUCAUCAAACUCCUCCGCUCCAAAGUUUCCAGCUUUCUCAGGCCUUACAAAUAGCCUUGUGGUGCUUUCGCUAGCCUUCCAGGCUCCUCCACAGCCAAGAAAACUUUCUCUUACACUUACUCUUAUUUUUCAAUGACUUUUGUUACAAAUACAAUCCUCCCCCCCAUCUCUCACUAUGCAGAUAACUGUAACCUCGGCUUUUCUUCAGACCCAGAUUCACUGAUGAUGUUGACCAGCAGCCAUACGAAACUGAAUCCCAUCCCCUGUACUUUCAGUACUGGAGUCACAGCCUACAGAGAUCGCAUAUUCCAGUCAGUGAUGCACUCUCCUCAAGUGGCCUCUGCUGGGACCUGUAACUUCAGCCUUCUCCCAUAUAUGCAAGUCAUGUGCAGCCCCUUGCACUGCAGGGCAGCUGCGAAAGAGGCCAUUUGGGUACACCUCUGUGCACGACUCUUUGUUUGCAAAAAGAAAUACCCCCUGCUUCCAUAUCAUGCCUGUGACUCUGGAACACAGAUGAAAUGUGGACUUUUAGCAGCUGUUAAGUGAUCAAAUUGGUCCAGCUGAACUCUUUUGUAAAGAACUGAAGGCAGAGGACAAGAAAGGUUAUGCCUUAUCAAACUGUUGUGGUUUUUAAAGAAAAAAAAGUAAAUCAAGCACAGUCUUGCAGACAGGAUCCAAGGAAAAACAUUAAAAAUUGUUGGGAGAAAGAUUAUAUACAAAAAUGAAAAGUCAUAGCUAAGAUGUGUGAAAGAAAAUGGCCUGUGGUUGGGAUGGCAGUUUUGGUGGCUUAGGAGGGCGUUACGUGAUAGACUUUUUUGAAUUGGAAGAAAACAUUGGCCUAGCCGCAUUUCUAUAUCGGAUGAUGUCUGGAAAAAGGGGAGGAGAACUUGGUGAAAAGUGAGACUUUCUGAUAUGAUUUCUCCCUGAUGGACACUCGCAUGAAGAGACCAGACUUCUUAUGAGCUCUGCCAAAGAGUAAUUUGAUGACAAAUAAAAGCAAGCGGUGUGAAGGGCAGGAGUGAGUGAAUGUUUGUGCACUAGGAUGUUCUCCUUUCUACCUUUUUCAUAUUAUUAAGUGCAAUCAUUUUGAGUUGUCUUUAUAUUAUUUAGAGGGAAGUUUUUUUCUACUAGAAAUUACAAUAUUUAUACCUGCCUGAGAAAAAGAGAAUGUGUGUGCGUGCGUGCAUGUGUUUAUAAAAAUGAAACAGAAAAGAACACAAGCAAGGAUCGGGAGAAUUAUGACUAAAUGUGACUUAAGUUUUCAGCUCUUGGAAUCUUUUGUUUUCCUCACCACAGUAAAAUCUAGGCUAAAUCUUGAAGAUGGAGCUCCUUGAUUAUCCUGUGACCACACUGAAACUAUAGACGACAUGGGAUGAAUAUUUCCCAUCUGACUGGAAGUUAUGUUUUGGCCACAAGCACUGCUUGGGAGCCAAUGCAAAUGUUACCAAAGGCAAGUCUUCAUGUCAGAGAUCACAUGUUGGAAUCAUUCCCCAGUUUAAAUUCUCCAACCAUGAGUCAGGUUGGUUCUGUGGGGGUGGGGGGAAUGUAGUCUAACCUUUCUUCUUUCUGAUUAGUUUUGCAUAGGCAGGGAGAUUUUGAUGUGGAGUGAAUUCAGACCUGAGAUCUUCCAUAUAUAUAUUGAGGUUAUUUAGGGUUGGAUCCAGCCAGCUUUUUCACCCAGUUUCAGUCACCUCCCUUCCUUAUUACACCAUGAGUCCCAUAUGACUUUUUAUCCAUGCAGGCCCCAUCAUUCCCAGCAUAGCCUUUUUUUUUUUUUGGUAAUCUAUUUUUACCAAAGGAAAAGUUGAUAGAAUCCAACCUACAUGUUUCAGUAGUCUCUGAUUUCUAACAGGAGAAGUGGUAGGGCUCAGGCCUCCCUGGAAAUCUUGUCCUCUCCUUUGAACGCUCUUUCCCCUAAUCCUAGAGCUGUAGUGGUUGGUCCUCUAUGCAGAAGAAAAUGCUCUCUGCACAUAUUCAAAGGCAUGCUUGUAUUCCCAUGUUCCAAGGCUGAGCCCAGCAUCAAACACAAGUUUUGGAUGAGCCUUGCCUGAUACUUUCCUGACUAGUGUUUCUCCUUUGCCAGAUUAAAAUAUCCCUACCUAAAGUCCCUUGCUUCAGUGCAAAUACUAGUGGUGAAAUCCCAGUUAAUAUCAAUGUAACUGUUGCCUUCUCUGAGCCAUGGCCUAAAAUUAACAAUCAGAACUGUAAUCUAAAUGCCUACAAUUCUGCACUUGGAUCAGAUCAUCUCCAUUUGCUGUACUGGAAUUUGAUGCUUCCCUGCUUGUCAGGAUUUGCUGUUCCUCCCUUUUAGGCUGAUACUGAAUCAGAAUCAGCUUCACUAAAUGCACUGGGAUCAUUUCAGCAUUGAAGUAUUACUUUAGCAUUGAAGAAAUGCCUCUGAGAUAAGCAUGAUUAUUGUACUUGAGUACUUCGGAACUCAUCACAGCAGCUAAGCUAUGAUAUGUGGCACUAAUUUGAUCAGAUUCAGCGUAUACCUACCAUAUUACAUGCAUUUGUUUAAAUUUGGGGGGUAUUGUUUACCAUAAGAGAAUACAGAAGACGUGGAACCAGAAUCUGGGGCAGCUCUGGAGGCAAAAUUUGAGUUCAAUGCAGCUUAAAAAUUCAACCAGAUUUUUUUCUAGCUGGAUCCCUAGUUUCAAUUUUGUCCUUCUCAAAACCUAGAAAAUAAAAAGGUUUGAAAAGCUGAAAAUUCCAUCUCAACAUAGGAAAUGCAACCAUUUUGAAACAACAGAGCUGAAAUAUUUAUACCUGCAUUUGUGCAGUAUGCCACAAUACAGUCUUCUGCAAAAUAAUGAUUAAAUGAUGAAAAAGGUGUAGUCCAUAAAGUUAUUUGCACUUGAUAAAAGAAAUUGUAUCUGAACUUGUAAAAAGAAAAAGUUUGCAUUUCAUAUUGUCUUUUUUUUAAUUAUUAAAUGGAAUUUCUUGGUGUU
This is a messenger RNA of Eublepharis macularius, 5828 nucleotides long. It is a transcript of the gene SCUBE3, whose product is annotated as signal peptide, CUB domain and EGF like domain containing 3. Gene Ontology annotation, cellular component: cell surface. Gene Ontology annotation, biological process: signal transduction. Gene Ontology annotation, molecular function: calcium ion binding. The transcript is spliced from 22 exons. The record is from RefSeq and is a predicted model, not a curated record. Bases 1 to 2931 code for a protein of 976 amino acids. NCBI's taxonomy places the organism in Eukaryota, Metazoa, Chordata, Lepidosauria, Squamata, Eublepharidae.